AUGGCGCCUCGUGGACCCGGUCCGGGACGUGAGAGAGAUCGUGCUAGUACACAGGAACCGAAAAUCAACUCAAAUAACCCGGUAAACUUUAUGGCGGCGUUGGAGAAUAUGGCUGCUGCUAUGCAGGCCACUGCGGAGGCUCUUGGGCAACAAAUAAACAAUAAUGGCAAUGGCGAAAGGGAAACUCAGGGCCCGAUGACACUAGCAACCUUCUUAAUGGUUAAUCCACCUAAGUUCAAGGGACCCACUAAUCCGAUUGAAGCUGACACCUGGUUUCAGGCCAUGGAGCGAGCACUACAAGCGCAGUUGGUGCCUGAAGAGCAGUGUGUUGAAUUUGCUACCUAUCUGCUCACGGAAGAAGCAUCGCAUUGGUGGCAAGGGGCUCGACGUCUCCUACAACAGGGGAAUGAUCCUAUCACUUGGGAUGCCUUCCAGGUGGAAUUCUAUAAGAAGUACUUUCCAAAUUCCGCCAGGACAGCCAAGGAAUUGGAGUUACUACAAUUGAAGCAAGGUGCUAUGUCCGUAUCUGAGUAUACAGACAAAUUUGAGGAGCUAUUCAGAUUUUCCCGCAUGUGUCAGGGAGCUCCGGGAGACUUCGAGGAAUGA
Messenger RNA from Arachis duranensis, 606 nucleotides. RefSeq lists its product as uncharacterized. The record is from RefSeq and is a predicted model, not a curated record. Bases 1 to 606 code for a protein of 201 amino acids. Lineage: Eukaryota; Viridiplantae; Streptophyta; Magnoliopsida; Fabales; Fabaceae. The transcript has a single exon.